AUGCAUUUCCAUAAGCUCGCAGUUGUUGCCCUUAGUGGCCUGGCCAUAGCCCAUCCCGGAGCCCACCACGAGCACGACCCGCACUCCGUUGCCUCCAAGCGAGACCUCCUGCGCAACUCACGUCGCGCUUUGGAUCUCUGCGCCGAUCACUUGGAAAAGCGUGGUGUUAACGACCGGGCUCGUGCCCGUCGUGCUGCCAUCAUGAAGGCAAAUGAGAAGCGGGCUAUCUUCUCCCGCGACACCGACAAGACCGUCAAUACCUCCCAUCACUCGACCCUCCAAGUCUCCGCCAAUACGCCCGAGUCCGAGCUCUUCUCCAAGAACCCCACCUGCAUCCUCGCUCCCGAAGGGGAGGUUGGUCCCUUCUGGGUGAACGGUGAGCUUGUCCGAUCCGAUAUUCGCGACGGUCAGCCGGGUGUUCCUCUUAUCCUAGACGGACAAUUCAUCGACAUCAACACCUGUGAGCCGAUCCAAGCCCUCUGGUGGGACGUCUGGAGCUGUAACUCUACUGGUGUCUACUCGGGUGUCCAGAGCGACGUGAACGGUAACGGAGAUGACUCCUCGAACCUGAACAAGACCUUCUCUCGCGGAAUCCAAAAGACCGAUGCCGACGGCGUGGCUCAUUUCAAGACUAUGUUCCCUGGUCACUAUAGCGGUCGUGCUACCCAUAUCCAUGUCAUUGCCCAUACCAACGCCCACAAGCUGGCGAACAAUACUCUCACCGGCGGACACAUUUCCCACAUUGGUCAGCUUUUCUUUGAUCAGGAUCUGAUUAGCAAGGUCGAGGCUACCCAUCCCUACAAUACCAACACUGCCGACAUCACCAAGAACAUUGAUGACCAUGUUGUCAUUGUAGAGACCGAAGACUCGACCUCUGAUCCUUUCUUUGAAUAUGCUCUGCUCGGUGACUCGAUCGAGGAUGGUGUCUUUGGUUGGAUUACCCUGGGUGUCAAUGUGACUGCCAGCCACGAUUCCGAUGCCUCUUACGCUGCCACGCUUACUGCCAGCGGCGGUGUGAGCUCUUGA
This is a messenger RNA of Penicillium atrosanguineum, 1026 nucleotides long. Its product is annotated as intradiol ring-cleavage dioxygenase. The transcript has a single exon. The coding region runs from base 1 to 1026 and encodes 341 amino acids. NCBI's taxonomy places the organism in Eukaryota, Fungi, Ascomycota, Eurotiomycetes, Eurotiales, Aspergillaceae. The record is from RefSeq and is a predicted model, not a curated record. Gene Ontology annotation, molecular function: oxidoreductase activity, acting on single donors with incorporation of molecular oxygen, incorporation of two atoms of oxygen; ferric iron binding.